This is a messenger RNA of Polistes canadensis, 14675 nucleotides long. RefSeq names its product protocadherin-like wing polarity protein stan (gene stan). Gene Ontology annotation, molecular function: G protein-coupled receptor activity; calcium ion binding. The record is from RefSeq and is a predicted model, not a curated record. Gene Ontology annotation, biological process: homophilic cell-cell adhesion; cell surface receptor signaling pathway; G protein-coupled receptor signaling pathway. Gene Ontology annotation, cellular component: plasma membrane. Lineage: Eukaryota; Metazoa; Arthropoda; Insecta; Hymenoptera; Vespidae. The transcript has 14 exons. The coding region runs from base 4879 to 14376 and encodes 3165 amino acids.
GUGUGUCUGGAUUUUGAAAUCGACACUGUGGACGAGCUACUCGAAAUAUGAAGGAUUUAGCAACGGAUGACCUUGACGGACCGGUAAAACUGUUAAGAGAGAGGAAAAAAACGAGAGACACAUUAGAAUUCAAGAAGCCGUUCGAUUGCUAAAAUGAAAUCGAAGAAGAAAUAAAAGGAGAGGAUAGAAAAAAAAAGGAGGGACAGAUAUUCGUUAAUAUCCGUCAGUUUAAUUCGAUUACCGAAGCCUUAUUAUUCGGAUUACGAUGGAAUUCAAAAGGGAAUUUAUUUCUUCUUAGGUCGAGAGACUUUAAUCUGUGUGUAGCAUAUGUUCUAUUUGCUCGUUAAAGUCUCUCUAUCUUUCUUUCUUUAAGUAUUUAUAUUCAAUGUAUUAAAUUCCUCUUUAGUUAAAUAUUUUCUUUUUUUUUUCAAAUAUAUAUAUAGAAGAAUUUCAAACGUUCAAAGUUCAAUUUAAAAUAUCGACGUCAAUGAUAGAUAGCAAAUAGUUUUUAUACUAAUUUAAGUUAAAAAGACCGUGUGAUUUAUUAUGACCACUUAGAUUUGAUUCUAAUCUCUUGAAAGAAAUUCAUAAGAAAUAAAGAAAAAGAAGGAGGAAAACCGUUGAUUCGCUAGGGUAAAACAGAUUUAAUGGUCUGAUGAGUUUAUUUACUCGUUUACUUCACCGUUGGACGCUACGAGCAAUUAACGAUAAAUUGAUAAAAGAUUAUAAUGAAAUACCAUAUUUAUUCUAACAUUUUUUUGUUAUCAUUGAUAGAAAAUGUAAUAUCAUCUUGUCUUCAGAGUAUAUUCUUUAGAUAUUUUUCUAUAUAGAAAAUACGUUCUUAGGUAUAAUAUCCACAAGUUUUUUAUAUUUUUCAUCUCUUCCUGUAACUCACCGUUAAGGAAGCUACAGUCUGUACUAUUGCGUUCCACCUAACGGUUUAUAUUGUGAUCGGACAACGAGCCUUUUCUAACAACUUGGAAAUUUGCCUAGAAAAAUAUGUUCUUUCAUUCGUAUAUAUAUUAGCAUGAGACAUCAUUCAUGGGAAAAGAUUUACGGUAAUAGCAACAACAACAGUCUUUUAAUUCGUAGGAUUGUCAUCAAUCAUUUAUACGUUCGUUUUAAUUAAAAUAACAAAUAGAUAAAAAAUAUAUUAACCCAUUACACUUUCGAAAAUGAUCUCGAGUUUUUGAUAUAGCUUAUGUUAGAUAUUAAAUUGAAAUUUGGAUAAGAAUAAAAAUAUUUGGCAUAUUGUAAUAGAAGGAGAGAGAGAGAGAUAGAAAAAAAACGAGGUUUCAUCGUACUCGUAAUCAUGCAAAUGUUCUUCGUCUUGUUCUUCUUCUUCUUCCUUCUUCUUCUUCUUGUUCUUGUUCUUCUUCCUCUUGGCAAGGUGCACGCCUAUAUCUUUUCGACUUUGAUUGUCGUGGCCUUGAGGAAGAAGAGGAGAACCGCGUACACCGGUUAUUGUAAUAGCUAUGCGUAGCCGUCCCUCGCGUGUUCGAGGCAGAUGAACGAACAAAAAAGGACGAGGGUUGAAACAUAAAAGAAAAAGGAAGAAGAGGAGGAGAAGGCCGACGACGUCCAGACAUUACCCAAAACUUCCCUUCCGGCGAAUCUACCAUGGCGUGCAUAGUUUCAUUUUUUUUGUAUCUUUUUCUUUACCAAGAAGCUUUCAACGUUUCUCCCUAAUUUUUGGAUCGAUUCUUUGUUAUCCUAAAAUCUUUCUUCUAAUCCACCUGGCAACGUUUUAGGAAAUAAUAAAUAGCGUUCAUAUUUGUAUGAUAAAAAUACACCACUAUAGUGAUAUUUCUUUAGAUUAUUACUAAGACAUUGAGACAAUCGUGGAUGCGUUAUUGCGUGACUGGCAAGAUUUCUAUAGUCUUCUUGGUUGUUGAAUAGCAUUAGAGAAAGUAAGAAUUAUAUUAAAGUCUAUUAUCAAUUCGUUGAUCUGUGACAAGUGUAUUUCUAGCAAGGAUUGCCAGAUAAUUUAUUUUCAAACUCCUUCGUAUAAGAGAACGAAAUUGUUUCUAGUCUAAAAAUCACGAGGAAUUAUUUGUUUUACAAUUUAAUUUAGAAACAACAGAUUAAUAGAUUAAAAUCUAAUCCCCUUUCGAAAAAUUGGAUAGAAUAGUUUACUUACUACUUUUCUUUAUAAGUUUGUAAAAGAAAAAGUAGAGAUCUAAUUGAUAAAUGAUGAUAUUUAUGACAACGGUCGAUUGGUAACAAGUUACGGGUCAGUUAAUACCAUUAAAACGUAUCCACGCGUUCUAAGAAUGAAGUUUACAAAGGUACGUGUUAGGUAAUUAGCUUUUACGGCCGUUUGAACUAAUUCAAAAUCGAUUGGACGUAGUCGUUCGAGUUCGAGGAAACCAUAGUCAAUCGGAAUAAAGAGAGAAAAGAGGAUGACACCUACGUCUUCAAGUAAAAAAGGGUCAAAUUCUCGAAGGGACCUUUUAGGACUCGCAGACUAAGGGUCGAAUUGUAAGCUUGAUCAUCUUCUUCCAAGUCGUUUCGUAUGACAAGUAUUCGUGAUUCUAGACUCAUUUUUAUGGUUUUAUCUAUACAGAAAAAAGAAGCCCAAUAUUAUUCGACUAAUAGUUAACUAAUUUAUUUUAUUCCUUUUAAAGAAAUGUUUCUUUGAUUUUAAUUCCAUAAUUAUACGCUUUCUCUUUCUCUCUCUAUAUAUAUAUAUAUAUGAUAGCUAUUAAAAAAAGAUAGAUAAUUUAUUCUUUAGAGAAGAGGCCCUUUUUCGAACAAGGCUACAAUCUUCGAAAAGAAAAGAAAAAAAAACAGCAGGCAAAGAGUUAGUCUCGUUGGUUCUUGUUCAGACAACGCAACAACUUUCGAAAGGUUCCUUCGAGAUAAUUGCUUGGACCGGAUUCCACUUGGUAUUAAACCAUCCUCAGCUUAAUUAAUAGUUUCACGGGCAGUAUAGCGUCAAUAUAUUAUAGCAUUCUUCGAAAUUUUCUUUCGAUCAUUGAGAAGAAUUUGGGAAUACUUGUUGGCACCCGUAUGACGACAAAUAUUCGCGUUAAAAAUCAUUGUUAAGUUAUUCAAUGUGUAACAUCAUCUUUCUAUAUAUAACACUAUUGCAAUUAAACAUUGUACUAUAAAUAGUAUAGAUAAACGUGUAAUCUAAAAUACGAUCGAUAGGAAUUAGGAUCAAUUAUGUGUGUUGUAGAUGCACGUCGUGUAAAAUAACGCGAGAGAAUCGACAGAGAUAGUGGUGUUGUAGCGGCCGUGAAGAAGAGAAACGAGAUGAGACGGCCCUUUACGAUUUUCCCUCCCCCCUUCCUCUCCCUCUCCCUGUUUCUCUCUCUUUCCCUUUCCCCCUUUCUUCGUUGGACUCGUCCUUUGGUAUAUCUUUUUCAUUCGUAUCUCUCGUUUUGUUCGAUCGAGGUAGAGUGCUCCUCGGUCAUGUUAGUCUAUCGUCUUCUACCUGUUCUCAAGUUGAAAACGUAGGGAUUGGUUGGUGCUGGUGGUACAUCGGCCAUUGGGAUUGGAGAGAACCGGAUCGUUUAUACCCUCCGGGCGAGGUGCAUCCAGAACAGACGCGGUCAACUAGCCGAGUGCGAGAAUCUUCUUCUUAGGGGACGAAUGAGCGUACCCAACCGGACAAUAAGAUGAACAUAAGAUGAAAAAACCGACUCGAGUGACUGCUCCUACCGUCCUCGAUUCUAUUUGCUCGCUCUGUUUGAUUAUUUUAUAGAAACUUUGAUCUAGUAGUAGUAGUAGUAGUAUUAGUAGUAGUAGUAGUAGUAGAUUCUCUUUCUUUAUUUCAUUUAUUUUCUAAUAACAGCAGAUAUGAUCUUUGUAGGUAAAGAUAAUAGUUCAUUUUAUUUAGAUUAGAUCCAUUUAUUAGAAAAUUGUUUUGUUGAUUGUUAUAUUGAUUUUCUUUUUUAAUGGAAAUAAAGUAAUUUAUGUUGGAAUAAAGAUAGUUAAAUAAAAAUUGCGUUUCUCUUGGCCCUGUUAGAAGAGGUACUUUGAAAGGUGCAGAGAACUGUAAAACGGAAGCACGUAUUCCCACGUUUUUCCUUGGCGGAAUCACGUUCUGGGGCGGGUUAAAUACUCUCUGUAAAAGAGCAAAGGGGGAAAGAUAUGACUUGCACGUCGAGAAAUUUCUCUGGAUAGUUCGGAUUAAUGAAUUUAACGUGAUUCUUUCUAGAGGAUAAAAGUAUGUGGCUUUGGAAUUAGGUGAACGGCUUUUCUUGAUCUCUCCUAUUACAUUGGAGACUCGUAACGUGAUACCGUAAUAUUCUGAAAUCUGAGAAUAUCAGAAAAGAAUGAACGAUAUCUAUUCUAUGUUCAACAACUUCGAUGACAAUUUUAUUCUGUCCUUCGAAAAUUUAUUCUCUUGAUAACUUUCGUCGAGGGGGGAAAAUACAAGAAAAUAUCGUACUCGCAUUAGCCUAUCUUGAUCUCGUGCGAAUUUAAAGAUGCACCGAUUGUUCUGCAAAAGCUGUUGCUCGUAGUUCCUUAUUAGGAGUAUUAAUUAGUAAAUUGCAAGGACGUAGUAGGAACGGUUGAAACUAUUAAAACGAUGGUAGGAUACGAUAUCCGUGCGUGUAAACUUGUAUAUUCUCACGAUUUAUAUAUAUAUAUAUAAAUGCAUACUUUGCAGAUUUUCUAUACGAUCGAUUCAAAUACAUUUUUAUCCGUAAAAAUGUUCUUCUUACAGUUUGAUAUAAUAUGAUGCAAUGGUAUUGUUAAAGAAAGUGAAGAAAAAUAAUCAAUAUUUGUUGGAAUUAUAGAUAGUACAAGAUGGCAGUACGUUGAACCCGGAAGAAGAAAGAAGAACGUAGGCGAGGAUGGGACGGCGGACACCUGGAUGAAGAUACAAGGUGAAGGCUAGCUUGGUAGAAGUAUUAAGAGGGUGUAAUGGCAACCUGGAAAUGGAUUCUGCCUGUGUGUCUGGCGACACUAUGGCCACUCGUGGAAGGUUACCUAGCUGUACUAUCCUCGAGUACGCCAGUUGGUACUAUUGUUUUCGAGGCAGGAGUACCGCAGUUAGGUGGUCGUCGAAAGUACGAAGUUUCCGACGAACGUACAGCAUGGUUCGCAAGGAAACUUCUCAAGGUUCAUCCACAUACUGGUCGAGUGACGUUGGCUAAGCAAUUGAGUUGCGAGGGUCUUCAAUAUCCUCGAAUUUUUACCUUCUACGUGGACUCCACGAGUUCGAGAUUAGGCAGACCAACCAUCGAUUAUUAUAGUUUGCCAUUGAGAAUAUUGAUAACUGGUUGUGGGGAAGAAAAUCGAGAUCUUGCUGCUACCAGAGGAUGGAUGGCAGAGACCUUGGCCUCUUAUGCUAUGCCAACUACGGACAGGUUCAUCGAAGUCUGUUUGAGAACCUCGCAACUCGUCGCAGCUCUUAGGGAUUUCCUACCACAGACUGCACUGAAAGAAUGCGAGACCAGAUGGGGUGGUGUCGCGGAUCCUCGUUUUUUAAUCGAAGGAGCAGGCGGUGAUUUAGUCUCGGCCUCAGAACAGUGUCUGGUAGAUCCCUUAUGGAAGAUUUCUGUGUCUAUGUAUUUGAGGUGUGCUGCGGAGUCUCAUUUAGCGGAUGCGGAACAUCGUUUGAAGAUCGUAUUCCAUCAUCAACAACUCGACGAUACCGAUCUUGGUAGGAGAGUUAGAAGAGAGUUACAAAAUCAAUCGCCGUAUUUCGAGCAGCACCUCUACGUCGCAGCGAUCGAAGAAGAAAAGGAACCAGGUACUUACGUGACGUCUCUUCGUGCUAGAGAUCCCGAAGGUGGUACAGUACGAUAUUCCAUGAGUCCUAUCUUGGAUUCUCGUUCUCAAACAUUAUUGGUACUAGACCCAGUUACUGGCAGAGUAACCACACGUGUUAGAUUGGAUAGAGAAAACGUCGAUGUUCAUUACUUCCGAGUAUUGGCUGUGGACGACUCGUUUCCACCAAGGACAGGUACCACGACUCUUCAAGUGAACGUAUUAGAUGCGAACGAUCAUGCUCCCAGCUUCGAGUGGCCAGAAUACGAUGCAUCGGUUAGAGAAGGUGUAUCAGUUGGUUCGACUGUCGCUAUAGUAAAAGCAACCGAUCAGGAUACCGGCAGAAACGCCGAAGUCGAAUACUCGAUCGUCUCGACAAGCGGCGAUGAUACAACUGUUCACGCUGAAGAUACCUCGACCUUUAGAAUCGAUCCACGUUCUGGAGUAGUUACUACGAGGAUGCCACUCGACAGAGAGAAAACCGAGAUCUACACUGUGAUACUUUGUGUUUCCGACUUGGCAACCCCACCGUCGAUACGUAAAACCUCGAAUGCCACUCUGAUCGUUCGUGUUCUCGACGACAAUGACAAUUACCCUCAGUUCACUGAGCGUACAUUUUCUGUAUCAUUACCAGAGGAUCUAGAUUAUACUUCGAAUCCGAUCGUGGCUAGGAUAAGAGCAACAGAUGCAGAUGCGGGCAAUAAUGCUGCUGUGAGAUACGCAAUAAUCGGUGGUAACACGCAGAAUCCUUUUUCCAUCGAUAAUAUGAGUGGGGAUGUUAUUCUCGUGAAGCCUUUGGAUUACGAAUCAAUGAGGAGUUAUAAAAUCGUCAUAAGAGCUCAAGACGGUGGAACACCACCGAGAUCAAACACUACUCAACUCUUGGUUCACGUAAAAGACGUCAAUGACAAUGCACCCAGAUUUUACACCAGUCAUUUCCAAGAUACAGUUGCUGAGAACGUUCCAAUUGGUUAUUCAGUACUCAAAGUACAGGCUUACGAUGCUGAUGAAGGUGUUAAUGCACAGAUUAAAUACGUCAUAGCUUCUCGUGACUUCUCCGGCGCAUCUACGGAAAAUUUUCCCAUCACUGUUAAUCCCGACACCGGUUGGAUCUAUACUACUAAACAAUUGGAUCGUGAAUUAUUUUCUAGGUAUCAAUUCACGGUAAUCGCUUCAGAUUCAGGCGAGGAACCAAAAUCCGCAAGUGCCACUGUCAUUCUAACAGUUUCUGAUGUAAACGACAACGAUCCUUACUUCGAUCCAAAAAAUUAUGACGCUGUAGUGUCGGAAGAUGAUCCACCAGGCACUCCUGUGACAUCUGUUACCGCAACAGAUCCUGACGAAGAUGCAAAGAUACAUUAUGAGAUAACUGCAGGCAAUACAAGAGGUCGAUUUUCGAUAGCAUUUCAGAACGGACGCGGCUUGAUUACAGUGGCUCAACCUUUAGAUUACAAACAGGAGAAAAGAUUCGUAUUGACUGUAACAGCUUCUGACAGUGGUGGAAGAACCGACACUGCUCUGGUCUACGUGAACGUUUCCGAUGCAAAUAAUUUCUCACCAGUUUUUGAAAAUGCUCCCUAUUCGGUCUCGGUGUUUGAAGAUGCACCAAUUGGUACGACCGUUUUGGUGGUCAGUGCCACCGAUUCCGACGUUGGUAAAAAUGCUCAAGUUACUUACAGUCUUGGAACAGACGGAGGUGAACAAGAAGCAGCAGAGUUUACGAUCAAUGCGCAGACCGGUGCCAUUACUACAACUCGAACACUUGAUCGUGAAAAAGUUCCAGGCUACGUGUUAACUGUAACGGCUAGAGAUGGUGGUGUUCCACCUCUAUCUGAUACUACAGACAUCGAGAUAUCAGUCACCGACGUUAACGACAAUGCGCCAGUGUUCAAAGCUCCUCAAUACCAAGGUUCGAUACCCGAAGAUGUUCUGCUUGGCACGAGUGUGCUCGAAGUCUCUGCUACCGAUGAAGAUAUAGAUCUCAAUGGCAGGGUAAGAUACGCGUUAGAAGAUAACGGAGACGAUGCCUUCACGAUAGACCCAACCACAGGAAUAAUAAGAACUUCCAAAUCAUUAGAUCGAGAAUCCGUAGCAAGGUACACUCUGAAAGCUGUAGCUGCUGAUAGAGGUUCACCAUCGUUAUCUUCGGUGGUACCAGUCAUCGUAAAGAUCGAGGACGUCAAUGAUUCCCCUCCAGCAUUUGAAAACGAUAAAAUCAUACUUUACAUCGCAGAAAAUUCUCCAGUAGGUUCGACCGUGGGCGAGAUUUACGCCCACGAUCCUGACGAAGGACCCAAUGCUGUUGUCACGUAUUCUGUUAUCGGUGGUGAGGAUUCCAAAAGUUUUGCAUUGAAUGUUAGACCAGGUGGUGAUCGUGCAGAACUGGUUACUCUUGAAGAGCUUGAUUACGAAUCACCAAAGAAGAAAUUCGAGUUAGUUGUUCGAGCAGCUUCCUCACCUUUACGAUCGGAUGCUUUAGUGCAAAUUAUGGUAACAGAUGUCAACGACAAUGCACCAGUACUGAAAGAUUUUCAAAUAAUUUUCAAUAACUUCAAAGAUUUUUUCCCGACCUCUCCAAUUGGCAAGAUACCGGCUGUAGAUGCCGACGUUACCGAUAAAUUGCUUUACAGUAUUCUCGCUGGUAACAAUGCCAAUCUGAUAGAUUUGAAUAAGAUGACAGGCGAAAUCCGUCUCUCUCCACAAUUAAAUACAAAUGUACCACGAGUUGCUACGAUGGAGGUAUCUGUAACUGAUGGUGUCAAUGAAGCAAAGGCUACCAUGACUCUAUCAGUACGAUUAAUCACAGACGAGAUGCUCUUGAAUUCGAUAACAGUCAGACUCGAUGAUAUGACGGUCGAAGCUUUCCUUAGUCCGCUGUUAGGAUAUUUUUUAGAUGGUCUUGCUGCCAUUAUACCUUGUCCCAGAGAAAACAUCUUUUUAUUUAGCAUUCAGGAGGAUGCAAAUGUGCAAGGGAAGAUAUUGAACGUCAGUUUCUCGGCUCGUAAAGUCGAACCAGGUACAUCCGAAGAGUUUUACAGUCCGCAAUUUCUUCAAGAACGAGUUUAUUUAAAUCGAGGAAUUCUGGCGAGGCUUGCAACUGUCACAGUAUUACCCUUCGACGAUAAUCUUUGCGUAAGGGAACCUUGUCUCAAUUUCGAAGAGUGUUUAACUGUAUUAAAAUUCGGGAAUGCUUCUGGUUUCGCUAGCAGCGAUACAGUACUCUUUCGACCAAUUUAUCCAGUUACCACAUUCGCGUGCAAAUGUGCUAAAGGUUUUACUGGUAGCAGAGAAGCAUACUUGUGUGAUACAGAAGUGAAUUUGUGUUAUUCCAAUCCCUGCCAGAACGGUGGGACAUGUUAUCGAAGAGAAGGCGGAUACGCUUGUUCUUGUCCAUCAGAUUAUAUUGGAGAAAAUUGUCAAAUUUCAUUGGAAAAAAAUGCUUGCGAACCAGGCAUCUGUAAAGGUGGUUCACAGUGCACCAUUAAGAACACAGGAGGAUUUACUUGCGAAGGAUGUCCGGUAAGAGCUUUAGAAAAUGUCACUCCCUUGUGCGAACUGAAAGCUCGUAGUUUUGGACCAGCAACAUUUCUUACAUUCGCCUCGUUAAAACAACGCCACAGACUUCACGUGAGACUGAGAUUUGCCACGGAAUCAUCCGACGGUCUGCUUCUUUACAAUGGUCGUUACAACGAAAAACAUGACUUCGUGGCCUUGGAGAUAAUCGAAACGCACGUACAAUUUAGUUUCUCGCUUGGGGAUGAGAUUACUAGAGCAUCGGCUGAAAUUCCUGGAGGUGUAUCCGACGGACAAUGGCACGAAGUCGAAGUAUCUUACAUUAACAAGACAGUAACAAUUUCUUUGGACAAUUGUGAUGUUGCUUUGGCAUUAGAACACGGCGAAAGAUUAGGUCCGAAAUGGGCUUGUGCCGGAAGAAGCGAGCAAGUACUCGAAGAUCGUUGCAGUCUUAUCACCGAGACAUGUCAUCGAUUUUUAGAUUUAACAGGACCUUUACAAUUAGGUGGUUUACCUGCCAUUCCUUCCAAUUUUCCAGUUAGAACGAAAGACUUUGUUGGGUGUAUCAGUGAUCUUUACAUCGAUCACGUAUUUGUCGAUCUUAACUCUUUCGUCGCAGACAACGGUACUAACGCUGGUUGUCCAGAAAAGAAUGCAUUUUGCUCAUCUCUUCCUUGCAAAAACAACGGCGAGUGUCGCGAAGUCUGGGACGGUUUUAUUUGCGAGUGUAUAGAAAAUUUCGCUGGCCCAACAUGCGAAGAAGAAGUUGGGAAACCAUGGAAAUUUCACGGCGAUGGUUUGUUGAAUUUCAAUCCACUUCUCAGACCGAUUCAACUACCGUGGCUGACGGCACUCAGUUUAAGGACAAGAGCGAAACAUGCGUUCGUUAUGGCAGUACAAAUUGGACAAAAUAGUUCGGUUCUGUUGGAGAUUCGCGAUGGUAAACUGGUUGCUUCGUUGGAUGGCACAGACAUCAUUAGAACUUGGAAUAAUAUUGCUGAUGGCGAAUGGCACAGGCUCGAAAUACUUUGGCAGAGUGGUCACGUUUCUCUCGACAUGGAUUAUCGCGAUAAACCUUUGACUUCAGUCUUACCCGCGAAAUUGCAAGGACUCUACGUGGGCAGAAUUUUAGUUGGUGGUCCAGAUCAAUCAAUAAAUACUGAUUUACCAUUCUACGAUGGUUGUCUACAAGAUCUUAGAAUCGGUACAAACCAAAGUGUAUUGCAACGACCGACCGUUCAAGAGAACGUCGAAACUGGCUGCAUAUCCGAAGCAGUCUGCAGCAUAGACUGUCCCGAAGCAUCGAUUUGUAUGACGAAAUGGCAAGCAAGUGAAUGCGUUUGCGCAGCUGGUAGAGUUGGACGCAAUUGCGAACUUGUUUGCGAUUUAAAUCCUUGUAACAAUACUGGUACUUGCAUCGAGGAUAAAGAAUUUCACAAAGGAUACAAGUGCGAUUGUAAUUCGCCGGAAUACUCUGGAGAUUAUUGCGAGAUAAAAGCUGAUCAACCUUGUCCAGCAACAUGGUGGGGAUCGCCAGUUUGUGGACCAUGUCAUUGUGACGAGUCUAAAGGCUACGAUCCAGCUUGUAAUAAAACAACUGGCGAAUGUUAUUGUAAAGAGAAUCAUUAUCAACCACCGGGUCAAAAGGAAUGCAUUCCCUGUGGAUGUUACGCGAUUGGAAGUUUCGGGCCACGUUGCGAUACAGAAACUGGCCAGUGUCGUUGUCGUGUUGGUGUUAUCGGUCGAUCUUGUACAGCUUGUCCAAAUCCAUAUGCAGAAGUAACUUUACAAGGCUGCGAGGUGAUCUAUGAUGGUUGUCCAAGGUCUUAUGCAGAAGGUUUAUGGUGGCCUAGGACUAAAUUUGGAAUGACAGCUAUCGAGGAUUGUCCCGAUACAGCGGAAGGAAAAACCUCGAGAUCUUGCGAUGAUAAACUUGGGGGAUGGCAACCACCCGAUCUUUUCAAUUGCACAUCAAAAGCUUUCGUUGAACAGAGACAUCAAUUAGCUGCUUUAGAGGCUGAAGAUCUUAUGUUGAAUACGUAUGUAGCUGUGAAAUUAGCCAAGGACGUACAUGAUGCUGCCAACAUGACGAAAAACAUGUACGGUGCCGAUUUACUCGUUGCUGAAUCUCUACUAAUCGCAUUGCUUCGUUACGAGGAGAGUCUCAUUGGUCUUAAUUUAACUCACAGUCAAGACAAAGAUUACGUGGCUAAUCUCGCUGGUAUAGCUAGUGCAAUUUUACAGAAGAAAUAUAUCGAAAAUUGGAUGAGAAUCGAAUCCCUCAACGGCGACAAUCCCGACAAGAUUCUAAACGCAAUGGCCAAAUACUUGAACACUUUGACUUCGUCUCAGCAUGAUACUUUUACCAGUCCCUUCGAAGUGGUUGAUCGUAAUAUAGUUCUUGGAUUGGAUAUAGUAACUUCCGAAAGUCUUUUCGGUUUCGAAGCAUCAGAAUACAAAGAGGAUCCUUCGAUGUCCACUGCAAGACCAUCAGAAGCUGAUCGAAAAGUUGUUUUACCCGAUACUUCAACCUUUCUAAGUUCAAUUACACACUUCGGGCCAUCGAUAAGUUUUCCAAAGUACAACAAUUACAUGGCAGAUCCAAAGAGAUUCGACACCCAUUCCAAAAUACAAGUACCUUUGAAUAUACUGGGUAUUAAACCAUUGGUUCAGGGAGAAUUGAAUGUGAAAAAUAGUUUAAACAAUCAAAAAGCUGUAUUGAGUUACGUGCAAUAUAAAGAAUUAGGCUCCCUUCUACCUCAACGAUUCGAUGAUUCGGUGGCUGUUAGAUGGGGUGUUGAAGUAUCGGUAGGAUCACCUGUGAUGACUGUAUCUGUGUUAGUACCGUCCAAAAAUGGUUACGAAUCGAUGACUGGAAUUCCAUUGCAAUCGCCAGUUCAAGUAAGACUGUGGCUUAGCGAAAACGAUGAUUUUAAGACGAGAACCAAUCCACAGUGUGUUCAUUGGAGUACUGCAAGAGGAACCGGAGAAUGGAGUCGAAUGGGAUGUACAACGGAAGUGGAGGACAAUAGCUUAUCCUAUGGUUCGAUCGUCAAUUGUUCUUGCCUACAGUUGUCGACUUUCGCUGUGUUAACGGAUGUACUCGAUCUCGAAUACGUGCCUGAACCGUCCCUGUUAGAGGAUGUUACAAGUUACAGUGCUUUCAUGCUCGCCCUACCACUUUUACUUUCAGCUCUGCUCAUUUUAGCUUUGAUACGUGGCACAGGAACAAAUUCAAACAGCAUACACAAAAAUCUCGUCCUCUGCGUGUUCCUCGGCGAAACGUUGUACCUGAUUGCUUUGAAAGCAAGAAGUCCAUUGGUCACCAAUGAAUUUCCAUGUAAAUUAACAGCUAUUGGUUUGCAUUACGCUUGGCUAAGUACUUUUGCUUGGACUUUGGUCGAUUCUAUUCAUCUUUAUCGAAUGCUCACUGAAAUGAGGGACGUCAAUCAUGGACAGAUGAGAUUUUAUUAUACAAUGGGUUAUGGCAUGCCUGCAGUUAUCGUUGGUUUGACUAUCGGUGUCAGGGCGGAUCAAUACGGAAAUUUCUACUUUUGUUGGCUGUCGAUAUACGAAACAGUAAUUUGGUCUUUGAUAGGACCAGUUUGCGUAGCAGUGUUCGUUAACUUUUGUAUUCUUGUAAUGUCCAUAAGAGCAGCGUUUACAUUGAAAGAACACAUUAUGGGUUUUGGUAACUUGAGAACGUUACUUUGGUUAUCCGUUGCAUCAUUGCCCUUGCUUGGUUCCAUUUGGACUUUGGCAGUGUUGAACGCUUCCGAAACGUCACCGACUUUAUCGUAUUUGCUCAGUGUUGCAAUUGUCGUUCACGCUGCGUUCAGUUUAAUUGGAUAUUGUUUCAUCAAUGGAAGAGUUAGAAGGAACCUGUACCUGAGUCUUUUGAGAUGUAUUGGGAAAAAGGCACCUUUAUUGGAAGGCAGCAUGGGCAAUGGAAGCAGCAGUCAAAAUGUUAAUGGUCAUUCGAGAUCGGCAUUAGCUUACUCGUCGACGUAUAGUGGGGCCGAAUCAGUUUGUAGAAGAGUUCACGUUGGCGUAUCGACAAGUAGUACGACUUCUCGAAGUACAAAUAAAACUGGUUCUAGUCCUUACCGCAGUGAUACACAUUUGAGACACACGUCAACAUCAACCAGCAAUUACAAUAGCGAUCGAGACCCUUACAUGUCGUCCAGGAGUCAACGAUCGGUUGUACAUCCUCGGCAAGAGUCGAGUGAAUCGAGAAAUCCACGGAGAGAUUCUGAAUCCGAUUCCGACGGUUCUCAAGCCGAAGGCGGUGGUAGAAGUUUAGAUCUUGCUAGUUCGCACAGUUCUGAUGAAGACGACGUUACUUCGAGAUCUCACAGGAACAUGGGUGUUUCGGCUCAACAACCAGUAGCUCACAGCUAUCUUCCAAACAUACACAGUAAUCCUGCCGAACACUUGAACAUACUUUGUUCUAAUGCUGAAUUAUUCCCUAAUAUAAAACCGAUUUAUGCACCGAGAUGGAGUUCCCAACUACCGGAAGCCUAUCUUUCAUCCAAUGUGAUGGACGUGCGAGGGAGUCAAUGGUCAGGUGGUACAAUGUCAGAUAACGAGAUGGCCUCCAACAAAACGUCCAGUCCAAAUCCUUUACCAUAUCCUGAGAUGAGUUCACCGCAAAAGAGUCAAUUAGACGAAAAUUAUUCUGAAGGGGAAGAAAAGAUACAUCACGUUGGUGAAAAGUAUCUUUUCCCGUAUACUGCCGAAGAGGAUCAUACGAUAUCACCAACACCGUACAUGUUAUCGAUGUCUUCACGAAUUCUCGCUUCGAGCAUGAGCCAUCAUUCUCAGAAUUCUAAUCACGAGAACAUGAGUGGUUCGGAGAGGUACGGUAGCUUGAAGAGAGGUCAAAGUUUGCAUGGAUCUCAACACGACAAUAUGAGUGGUUCCGAAAGGUACGGAAGUUUGAAAAGAGGCAAGAUCACUCCAACUGUAUUGGAGGAUGCACCAGAAUUUAUUCUACCGAUGAGUGGUAGGAUAUUGUCCAGCUCGUUGACGCACGAUCUUCAACAUAGCAACGAAUUGGCGGCUCUGAGACAGCAGCAGCAACAACAGCAAUACGAGCAGACGAUCACUGAGACUGACGAGGAGGAAGGAUACUAACGCGGAAACGUCUGUAUGAUCGCCAUCGCGACGUUCUGUCGCGUAUACAAAAAAAUAUCGUACAAAUUAAAAAAAGAAUUAGAGAUUAGAAUUCGAAAUGGCUUCGAUCGAUCAUUUCCAUCGCUCGAAUAAUGAAAUUAUGACAAAAUCAUUGGAAGGAGGAGGAGGAGAAGGAGGAGGAGAAGGAUAAAUAAAUUCGAACGAUUGAAAUAAAAAUCGAGAGUUUUCUUUUCUUCUUCUUCUUUUUCGAGGAAGGGAACUUACUGCAACCUCUGGGUGGCAACGGUGGUGCUGAUUCU